AUGCAACAGGUGAUGGAACGGGUGCGACGGGCACACGAGGCCGGAAUGACUUACGGAAACGCCAUCCUUAACCGACCUACUGGGGGUCGAUCAGUCGCGAGAGGGAUGUCCAACCUCUACAAAGUCGUCUUUGUCCUCGGACCACCCGGAUCGGGAAAAGGAACCCAAUGCGCUUUGAUUCAAAAGAACUUUGGUCUCGUUCAUCUUUCCGCCGGUGAUUUACUGCGAGAGGAACAAGAAUCCAAGUCGCAAUAUGGACAACUCAUCGCCGAGCACAUUCGCAAUGGAACGAUCGUCCCCGUCGCCAUCACGUGUGCUUUAUUGGAGAAUGCGAUGAAGGCAUCAGGUGAUUGCGCUGGCUUUUUGAUUGAUGGCUUCCCGCGAAAUCAAGACAAUUUGGACGGCUGGCAAAAGAACAUGGCAGACAAGGUGGACGUCAAGUUCACGCUUUUCCUCUCGUGCAAAGUAGAUGUUUGUGUGAGUCGAUGCCUCAAUCGGAAACAAGGAAGAGCCGAUGACAACGAGGAGUCAUUAAGGAAGCGUAUUCACACUUACAACACGCAAACAUAUCCAAUUAUCGAAUACUACGAGAAGCUUGGACUUGUGCGUGAGGUUGCUACAUGCCGCGAUACUGAUGAGGUGUACACCGACAUCGAGAAGAUCUUCAAGGAAGCUGGUUUC
Molecule: messenger RNA, 681 nt
Organism: Mesorhabditis belari
Lineage: Eukaryota; Metazoa; Nematoda; Chromadorea; Rhabditida; Rhabditidae
Source: the annotation of a GenBank genome assembly